AUGGCGGCAGGAGAUCGUCUGUUGCUUUUGGCUAUUGCUGUUACCUUGACUUGUCCUACUUGCGCUGUGACUGUCGGAAUUCAUAACGUUAGGUACAGAGAACAAUUGUACAAGAAAACUGAUACAUUGAAUGGAGUUAUACUUGCAGAAGAAAGUGCGUCCAGUAGUGUGGCGUGUGCUAACCUCUGUCUUACAAAAUCCUCAGAAUGCAAGGCUGUGGCAUAUAACAAAGUUUCACAGAAAUGCCAGCUCAUCGCGGUUAACCAGGGCGCCACAACCAAGUUUAACAGUAGUUCAGAACUGAAGCUAUUCAUCGAGGUGGAUACUGACACAAGCGCCAAACCUGUGGACCUUCAUCCACCAGCUGUUCGCAACGACUCAUACAAAGUGAACGUACCCGGGAAAUCCUGGAGACAAAUUGGUUCUUCGUGCUAUUGUCACAUCACAGAGUCCCUUGACUGGUUAACUGCAAAACUACGCUGCGAAGUAAUGGGAGGGACGCUAGCUGCUAUCACAACUGCGGAUGAACACCUAGCUAUUGUGUCUUGGUUAGUCGCCGAAGGAAACACGGGACAGUUAGUAUGGAUAGGUGGGAGUGACAUCGCUGUAGAAGGCGAGUGGCAAUGGGUGACUGGAGAAGCAUUUGUAUAUGAGGAAAUGAGCAACGGCGGAAGUGCGGAUGGCGGAACUGUACAAAAUUGUCUUACGAUCAGCAUGUACAAUCAGGCAUGGAACGAUUACACGUGCGGCUCGACACUAUCAGAUACCGUUUGUGAAAAACAAUGUCGAUAA
Molecule: messenger RNA, 792 nt
Organism: Mya arenaria
Lineage: Eukaryota; Metazoa; Mollusca; Bivalvia; Myida; Myidae
Product: ladderlectin-like
Exons: 3
Coding region: 1-792 (263 amino acids)
Source: RefSeq, a predicted model, not a curated record